UGUUAUCCUAAUGGGUACCUCAUCUACCGGAAGUUCGAAAAUUCUCAGUACCAGUGCUUAAAGUUUACGGAGAUUUGAUUAAUACGUGGUAGGUUACGGUACUACGAAGUGUUGCCCACUGAGCUGCCGAGCCUAGUACGAGUCCUCUACCUAUUUGAGAUGGCAGCAGGAGAUCCGUCGGGCCAUGUGUCUUGUUUCACGUUGGUUGCUGACACUAUGAACGUUGGAUAGUGAUUGUGGGUGGUUGGAAGGAAGCUGGCGUUAAUGUUUUGGAUUUCUGUAGGCGAAGCAUUAAAUAUGCGUUUCUCUGUUUAGACAACAUUCUCGAUUUGAAGCAGAAGCUAUGUAUUGAAAGGUUUUAGCUGUGUCAUAUGAUGUGAAUACAUACAAAAAAGUUGUCUGAAGUUGUAAUUUAAUAUUUCCGCCCACGUGCGAUUAGUAUUCAUUUCAGUGGAAGAGGAGUUAUUUAUAAUUUACAGCACUUAUUCAGCUUAAUUUGCAAUCAUGAAGAAUAAACCUACAAGGCACAAGGAAAGCAAUACAUUUAAGUUUCAGCCAUUUUCUGAGAGGAUAGCAAAUAUUGAUGUUGAUGUUUUCCAUCGAGUGAGACAUAAAAAUGAAAAUGACUCCGAGGGAUCUGGGACAUAUUUUCAUGAGUCUCUAGAAAAAUGGGGUGAUUUAAACCUUACAGAAAGUUUUGAAGCCUUUAAGAAAGAAAUACCAGCAACACAUACACUUCCUCAAGUACUACAACAAAAGGAUGAUAUUGUAGCAAUACUUAUCAAGUAUAUCAAGCUUAAGAAUCCCUUGUGUUUGCAGCCUGUAUUGGAAUUGGUAGUAGCAUUGGCUCAAGACUUGCAGCAGGAGUUUUAUCCACACUAUUCAGAGUUUGUACAUAAUUUAAUUGAUUUGCUCGAUACAAAAGACAGUGACGUGUUGGACUGGACCUUUACGUGUUUGGCAUUCUUGUCCAAGUUCCUGUGGCGAUACCUUGUGAAGGAUGUCAGGAUUGUGUUUAAUGAUCUUCUUCCCUUGCUCGAGAAUUCAAAACCUGACUAUAUAAACAAUUUUGCUGCUGAAAGUUUUGCCUUUGUGGCACGUAAAGUUAAGGACAAAAGAGCCUUUCUUCUGCUUGUACUAAAAACUUUGAAGAAACAUCCUGAGGGUGUUACAGGUUGUGGUCGCCUUUUAUUUGAAGUCAUGCGUGGUGUGUCAGGCCAGUUCCACAGCUGUGCCGACAUCAUGUUACCUGUUGUCUUUGAGAUGUUAGCAGAUGAAUCAGUAUCACAAAAUCUCCUCUUUGAAGUACUAACUUAUAUGGUGGAAGCAAUGGUGAAAUUCAUUCAACCGAAGAAAGGUGGACCUUUCUGGACUUCAGCCUUUAAAACUGUCACGUCAUUUGUAUCAUCACCAGAGAAUGUCAUGGACAGGCAUGAGCCUAUCUGUCUGAUACUGAAACUUGUACUGCAAGCUGUUAGCUACAGGAAUGCAGUCUUUGUAUCAGAUCCAGUAGUAAUAGCACAACAAAUCAUUGAGCUACUGAAGCUGGAAGCAUUACCUGAGGAUAUUCUUUUAGUAGCUUCAGAAAUAGGUGCAGCUUUGUUGAUGUCACCAAUAGUAAGUCUGCCACAGGAGUAUGUGAGUCGCAUCAUAUUUAAGGUUUUAGCUGUACCAUACACUGGUGUCUUUCUGAUGUUUGUCCAGAGAGUGUUGACUUACCCAGCUUUUGAACUCUUAGUACUCCCUCAGCUCAUGCACCACUGUCAGAGUGUGUCCUUGUGUGACAAUGCUGUGGGGGUUGCAGGAAUUGGUCAGGACUUCUUGAACUUGCUCACACGUGUGAUACUAUGUAAGGCUCCUUUAUGCAAAACAGGAAUGGAUUUGAAAAGCUGGCGCCGGUAUCCUCUUAAUUUCAUGGAUACGUUCAGGAAGGAAACUAAUGAGAAGAACAUCACUGUGCCAAGCCAGUUUCUUGAUGUGCUGUGUGUGAAUGAUAUUAAUGAAUUGUUAAAGAAUGUGGAAGAUUUCUUUUGUGUCACAAUUUGCCUUCCACACAUGAAACAGUUCAAUCAAGAUCUAGCCAUAAAACACUUGAAACAUGUCUUGUUGUUAUUGUGUUCUUCUUUGGAACGAACUAUGGAUGAUGUUGAAAGUAUACAUGAACGUGACUUGGACUUGUCUAAAAGUACACAACUUAAGAGGAAGUGUAAUCAGAGUGAAGGUAUUUUGAGUGAAGAAAGAAUAAGAGUUCUUCUCCUUCUGCUGCCAACUGUUUUGGAAACUCUUAUUCACUUGACUGACAGCAAAACCCUGAAGGAGGCAUGCAGCUUAGAUAUGCUUGUGAGUUCUAUACUGCCAUAUGCUUGUGAUCAUGCAAACCUUGAUGCAUUAAGGGCACUGGAUUUGUAUUUAACUGCCUGUAAGCCAAAGGAAGAAGAAGAUGCUUAUAGUUUGCAGUUAUUUGGGAGAUUGUAUUCGAAAUUGUUACGGAACCUGUCUUCACCUUUUCAUAAGAUUCGGCUGUUGACUUUACAUAUUUUCUCCUUAUUUGAGCAACCACAUGACUCAGAUGGAUCAGAGAGAACCAUUCACUGGCCAGUCUUCAGUCUAUGCAUGUCUGCAGAACUAGUUCCACCCAUGGUACAUGAAUACAGAAAGAAACUGCAACAUCUUGAAGGUUUAGAAUUCACAGCAGUUUCUAUGUAUUUGUCAAAGUACCCAGAGUACAGUAAGGUUCCACUCUAUUUCCUGCUUGGAAACUUGUAUAUAAACUUCCAACUCCUGUGGGAACCAACAAGCAAACUCAUUGCUUCAUAUGCACAAGGAAUGAAUAUAACUGAUUUCUGGGAAGUGUUUAGAGAGAAACUGCAUUUGGCUAAACAACAGAUAACAGGUUUUAGACCAGAAUCAACAUCCUUCAUCCCAUUAAAUCGUGAUUUCCUAUUAGAUUUUUUUUCAAAACAUAAUCAGUUUGAUGACAAACCAGAUUAUAAUAAUUACCGUCUGUUGCUCUGGAAAACAAUGACAGAAUUCCCUGAAGUCUGUGAGACUAAAAACAGAGAUAUAUCUCCAUUAUUUCUCACAUUCUUGGAGGAGGAAUACUUCAAAUCAAAUGCAGAAGUUGCAAAUUCAUGGAGUAUAAAGAUCAGGAGUCCUGUGGAGGAGAAAAAAGUUAAUGACACAGAACUUAUGGAGGCUGACGAGAUAAUGGAAGAUGCAGAAUUGACAACCAUAAGUAAAGAACUUGUGAAAGUUCCAAAAUCAUCACAGACCAAUGCAAAGGAAAUGUUAAAGACUUUACUUGCACAUAUGAGUGUCUUUAGUAAAAUGAAGAAUCCACGUUCCAUGUAUCGAGAACCGGAUUUGAAUAAAAUGUACCUUGACUUAUUAACACAUAGGAAUCCUGAUGUUCAGAAGAUGGCCCUUGAUUGCCUGAUGUCAUACAAGCAUAAAUUUUUGGUACCCUAUCGAGAACAUAUGUAUGGUUUGAUUGAUGAUAAAACUUUCAAGACUGAAUUGACAGUGUUUCAAAUUGACAAGGAAAGUGAAUUAAUUCAAACAGAACAUCGUAGUGAACUCAUGCCAUUCAUCAUGAGGAUUUUGUACAGCAAGAUGUUGGCAAGAACAAGUGUUAGAUCAGGAGGGUCAGGACAGCUGCGACGCUCUCUAGUGUUACGAUUCCUUGCUGGCUGUCAUGAGAAUGAAAUGCUUCAUUUUGUUGAGAUGGCUUUCAAAAUAUAUGCAAAAUAUUUGAAUGAUGAUCCUGUUGCUAUGGUAGAUACAAUCCUUGACACUCUGGAUCUUGAACACAUAAUUCCACCAAAACGCUUACAGAGCUCUCUGAACCUUCUAAGUGUUGUACUGGACAAAUUUGGCCGUUUGAUGGGGCAGAGGUUGCUGCCUUAUCUACUGAAAAUUUUGUUCUGUAUUUCUGCCAUUGUGCAAGGUGCACUUGCAUGCAGAGACAUGAUACACCCUGGCUACCUCCCUAUAUUACUUACAUUGCGAAAUUCGUGCCAAGGAAUAGCAGCACGUUUUUUUGAACAUUAUUAUAAUUAUGCUUGGAGUGAAGUUGAAAUGGAUGUCAUAUUUCAAACGUUGGUGUGGCCAUGGUUGGAAAAGCUGCCAGUGGAAGGAAUACACAGCCCUACAGCAUUACUGAAGCUCUUUCUGGUGUGGAGCAAACAUCCCAGAUAUUUUGUGCUUUUGGCAAAACAUGCGAGAGGAAACAAGAAUUUAACUCCGUUGCCAUAUAUUAUGAAUCUUCUGCUGCGUGCACAAAGUCACCCAUCAGUCACUACUUCUAUCAUGGAGUUAGUGGAGAGGUUAUUGACGCUACAAGAUCACCAAGAAGAAAGGAAUGAAGGCGCUGAGGUGGCUCCAGAUAUACCAGUCACCCUAAAACUGCAAGUUGACUUACAGGCGAUAACAAAACUCUCAUUGCAUGAGAAUCUGAACUAUGGCAGCUGUUUGCUUCUACCUCAUAUUUCUGCCAUUCUGGAGAGGUUAGAACGCAAACUAGGAUCAAAGAAACACAGGAGUUUGAGUCAACGGGACCUGAUUGUUCUGUCAAGAGUGACAGAACUUGUUUGGGAUGAUUCAACAAGUGACACACUGCUACGCCUUCUGCUGCCACUGCUUGGAAAGAAGAUGCAUGCAGGAGAGGAGACAGUCUCUCACUUUAUUACCACUCUUGAUAACUUGUUCAAAAAUGUUACACAACCAGAAAAACACCUUAGGUCUUUGGCUCCAUUAUUUGGUGAAGUGAAUGCUCCAGGGCCAAGAAAGCUUUUGAAUCGUUUGCUGACAACAGUUGCUAAGCGUAGCAGUGAAGAGCGGAAGGAACACCUAGUUGCUAGUGCAGAGCUGAUAUCAAGGCUUAAUGCUUUCAAUCCCAAGUGGGUAGAGCAGCCAGAUUUCAACGAGCGUCUCGAAGGAUUUAAUGAAGUCCACAAGAUGCUAGAAAAGGGACAGAUUGAUUUAGAUCUGGGAGUCAUAAUAAUACAUAACUGUUUUCAUUUCAUCAGGACUGAAAAGGAUCUGUCUCUUAAAGACAGUGCAGGAUACUGUUUGCGCAAAGUGGCUCCUGCUGUGAGCCUCCAAUACCGAGAUGCGGCUUCAGACAUGGAGUUCCUAGUGAGUGACACUGUACUGUGUUUGGUUCGCGCUGGCAUCAGAGAUAAAAAUGAGACUGUCCAGCAGGAGUCAAUUAAACUGCUUGGAGAAAUGGCUCGUGAAUGUAGUGAGCUGCAUCCUGUACUGCAAGAUUUGUCAAAGUUGACGAAUAAAGCAGACCCAGAAGUUGAUUUCUUUGAGAACAUACUUCAUUUGCAGAGCCAUCGCAAAUCCAGAGCUCUGCUCAAGUUUUGUCAAGUUGCAAAGGACCUUACAAAAGCUCCAACUCCUCGGACUUUGACACAUUUCAUUCUUCCUCUGGCGUCUGGCUUUCUGUGCUCAGAGAAAUAUGCUCACAAGAAUAAUGUUGUGGAUGCAGCUGUUGAGACUAUUGGCACUGUAUGUCGAUUGUUGCCCUGGCACCAAUACGAAACCAUUCUUCGUUUCUACCUGGCAAAGCUGCGUUACCAAGUUGACUUCCAAAAACAGUUGGUUCGUACUGUGGUAGCCAUUCUUGAUGCAUUCCAUUUUGACCUAUCAAGAGCACAGAUUUCUGGUAUGCAGGACAAAAAUGAAGACAUAAAAACAGCAGAUGUGAAAUUAAUGGAAGUAGAGAAGAGUCCUAAAGAAGUGGCAGUUACUGACAUCACUGAUCCUUCAGGAAGCAAUUCGACUGUUCCUAUAAAUGGAAAUGAUGAACCAGGAGAAACUGAUGUACUUGAUUCUGUUGAAGCUGAUACAAACAAGACACUAGAGGAAGCAGGCCCGGAAGAAUUGGUGGACAGGUUGGAGAGUCUGUUGGACUUAGAGGAUGAUGCUCCCAAAGUAGAGGAAAAGGAAUAUGAAGCAACUUGUGAAAUGGCUUCGGUUCCUGUUCCAGCUAUUAACAAAGAGGCAGUGCUUAACAAGUCUGUUGCCACACAUGUGAUCCAGAUCAUAACAACAGGGCUUUUGCCACAGAUUCAUCGUGUAAUGGCACAGCUCACUCAAGCAGAAUUGUCUCACAAAUUAAACAAGAAACAGACAGCCUCUGAUAAAGAGGAGGAAGGAAUUCUUCGUGUUCCCAUUGCUAUAGCUGCAGUUAAACUACUUCAGCGCCUUCCAUCUCACAUGUUGGACCAGAACUUACCAGGGAUUCUAAUGAAGUUGUGUACAUUCCUGAAGUCUCGACUGGAGAGCGUCCGGCGAAUAACUCGUGAGACACUCCAGAAAAUAAUGUUGACUCUUGGUCCAAAAUAUUUGGGUAUAUUACUGCAUGAAAUGUCAGCUAUGCUUACUAGAGGCUACCAAGUACAUGUACUCAUCUACACCAUUCAUGCAGUCCUCGUUUCACUUAAGGAUCUUUUCCAACCUAAUGACAUUGACUGCAAUCUUCAGAAUAUCUUGGAGCUUUGUAAGAAGGAUUUGUUUGGAGCUGUAGCUGAGGAAAAGGAAGUGAACCAAAUCACUGGGAAACUUCAAGAGGCUCGAACAACUAAAAGCUACGAUACAUUUCAAAUCCUUGCACAGUUUGUGACAGAGAAGUGCUUCUUGGAUUUAAUUUUGCCACUCAGAGAGAUUCUGGCCCAUUCACAUUCAUUCAAAGUUAUUCACAAAUGUUCUGAGUGUCUCCGCCGGGUUGUGCUGGGCUUGGCCGAUAACACCUUUGUGCCUGUUGAGUCUCUCCUUGUAUUCAUGUAUGGAAUAGCAUCUGAGAGUAUCCCUGAAUUAGUAUCAGAGCUAAAAAAAGAAGAAAUUACACCUGCUCAGAAAGAGUUACUGGCCCGGCAGCGUCCAGACAGUUUCAUUAUUCCUCAGGCUCCAAGAAAUCGUUCAGGUUUCACUGUUGCUGCCAGAACAUCAACUCGAACUAAUGCUCAUAUAUUGGUUGAAUUUGGUCUCCGUCUUUUUCAUAUUAUUCUUAAAAGGGAGAAGCUACGAACAGGAGAUUUCAGGCCAUUUGUUGACCCAAUGGUUCCUGUCCUUUGUGACUGUUUCAAGGCCCAGCAUGUUAAGCUUACUACCAUAGCACUUCAGUGCAUGAGCUGGAUUCUUAGAAUGGAUCUUCCUGCCCUAAGAGAGAACAUACAGAAUAUUAGUGCAUCAGUAUUUAAGUUGCUGCAUAAAUAUGCAGCUGCUGGUCUUAACAAAGGAGACAACUUUGAUCUAGUUGUAGCAGCUUUCAAAGUAGUAACAGUGCUGGUGAGAGAUGUCAAGUAUCAUGUUAUACGAGCUGAACAAAUGAAAACGUUACUUCUUUAUGCAGAGCAGGACAUGCAUGACUUCAACCGCCAAGCAACUGCAUUUGCAUUGCUGAAGGCUAUAUUAGCCCGCAAGCUUGUGGCACCUGAAAUGCACGAUGUCAUGGACAAGGUUGCAAAACUUAGUAUCACCUCAGAACUUGCCCAUGUCCGUUUACAGGCGCGACAGGUAUUCCAUCAGUUCCUUAUGGAUUACCCUCUUGGCAAGAAGUUGGAGCGUCACCUGGCUUUCUACAUUUCUCAGCUGAACUAUGAAGUUCAGUCAGGGCGAGAGUCUGCUCUGGAGAUGGUGCUGUCUGUUAUCACCUCAUUUCCAAUUGGUGUCUUGACUUCACACUCAGGUCUUCUCUUCGUUGCUCUUGGGGCUCAGCUUGUGAAUGAUGAUUCACCAGAAUGCAGAAAAAUGGUUGCACGUUGUCUUGAAACUAUGUUGGAAAGACUUGAUAAACAUGCCCGUAAUCAGCUCUUUGAUAUAAUUAUUGUAUGGUUCAAAGAUAAUAAGGUGGAGCAUAACCGGUUGGCUGCGCAGCUGUGUGGAAUCUUCGUUACAGUUGAGAAAUCGGACUUCGAGAAUCGAUUGCCAAAAGUACUCUCACUCAUUGUGCAACACCUUAGCUCAGAUUUUACCGAUGAUCAACCAGGGAGAUAUGUGAGAAUUGCACAACCAAAUGAUGACAGUCCAACUGAAAUGGAGAAAAAUGAAAGGGUGAGAGAUCGCCUUCUUUUCCAAGUGCUCCAGCUGUUACGGAAAAUCUGUACUUCCCAUCCAGACAUUCUUACCGAUUCAAAAUGGGAAGAUGAUAUGGAGACUGUUGCAGAAACUGCUCAGGGUCUUCUAGCACAUCCUCAUGAAUGGGUCCGUCUUGCUGCUGCACAAUUUCUUGGCCAUAUGUUUAGUUCACUAGAUGUCAAGAAGGUUGCCGCAGCAGUAUCUAGUCAUCACAGUGUUUCUAGAAAAGAGUGUGGUUACUUUUAUCAUCAUACGAAGCAGAGGCUUAAGUCUCUUGUCUUGGAUUUCUGUGCACAGCUUCAACCAUGUGAUAUUGGAGCUGAACUUGUGGAACAGGUGGUGAAAGAUUUGGUUUUCUUGGGCAGAGUGCUUAAGAAUGUCUCUCUGGGAGGUCAGAUAGAUGAAAAUGAGGAACAUGAGUCAGGCGAAGAGUCAGAAGAUAAUCAGAUUAAACUUUCAUUGCUCUGGAUGAUUCGACGAAUGAGGAAGAUAGUGAACAUCGAGGUAGUUCGAGCACCAAAAUCAACAGCUAUGCGUACAGCCGUGUUCAAGUGGAUUGGUGCUAUUGUUCUGGAUCUGGGACGUGAUGGACUUUCUCCUCUGGCAGAUCAGCUCCUUGCACCACUGGUCCGUGAAUUGGUGAGAACUGAUGAAUCAGAUUCAGGGAAAGAAUUGUGUCAACUGGCCAAAGAGGUUUCUGAUUUAAUAAAAAAGAAGUUGGGAAUGGAAGUGUACAUGCAACAUCUUUCCCGUCUGCAAAUCAAUCUGGCUGCAAGGCGAGCAGAUCGUAAGAAACUCCGAGCACAGGAGGUUUUGACUAAACCAGAGAAGGCAGCAAAACGAAAAAUAAAGAAAAAUUUAAAGAAAAGAGAAGCAAAGAGGAAAAGAAUUGAGAGUAUUAAAGGACAGAAAUUCAGAAAGAAGAAGAGAAAGGAAUUUCAGAUAGAAGAUAUAUAACAUAAAAUUCAAGAAGUGUAUGAGAGCUACAGUACAGACCAUGAAAAUGAAAACGAUGUGCGCAGAGAAAAUGGUUAUGUAGGAAUACAUAUUCAUUCCUGUAAUUAUUCUGGCUUUCAUAUAAGUUGAUUUCAUGUUUUAUUGUUACAUCAUUAUUGUGUAUUGUUAAUUUUUACAAGAGUUCAUAAUUAUGCAAAUAUUUGUAUCUAUUUUUAUCAUUGUAUACAUAAUAAAAUAAGUUAAUUAUAAUUAGUCUUUAAAAUUUGUAGGUAAAUAUAAUAUUACCCAUUUAUAAUGAACUGUCAUUUUGAAAUUGUAAGGAUAGCCCAGAUUCAAUGGUUGAAAACCUGUUCUUUUUUUAUUUCUUUUUUAUUUUUAUUACAAUUCUUUGGUGUAGUUUCAGUUCUAGUGUACCAUUUAUUUUCCAUACUGUGAAGAUGGAGACAGCAUAUUCCUCGAAUUUUGGAUCUAACCAACAUUCCAGAAGACAGUAGUCUUAGAUAUCUAGUUACUGUACCGUUCAAAAGUAAAAUGGUUUAGUGACGGACAGAAACAAAUAGAAAAUAAACACACAAACUAGUGGUCUGGGGAAGAAAUUAAACAGAGUUACCUGAUCUAUGCUUGCAUGGCUUACU
This is a messenger RNA of Cryptotermes secundus, 9677 nucleotides long. Its product is annotated as small subunit processome component 20 homolog. Gene Ontology annotation, cellular component: nucleolus; 90S preribosome; small-subunit processome. NCBI's taxonomy places the organism in Eukaryota, Metazoa, Arthropoda, Insecta, Blattodea, Kalotermitidae. The record is from RefSeq and is a predicted model, not a curated record. The transcript is spliced from 34 exons. The coding region runs from base 505 to 9042 and encodes 2845 amino acids.